Molecule: messenger RNA, 1654 nt
Organism: Motacilla alba alba
Lineage: Eukaryota; Metazoa; Chordata; Aves; Passeriformes; Motacillidae
Gene: CETN2
Product: centrin 2
Exons: 4
Coding region: 53-685 (210 amino acids)
Biological process (GO): mitotic cell cycle; centriole replication; nucleotide-excision repair
Cellular component (GO): centriole; centrosome; central plaque of spindle pole body
Molecular function (GO): enzyme regulator activity; calcium ion binding
Source: RefSeq, a predicted model, not a curated record
GACGGCCAAUGGGAGGGCGCGAUAUUGAGGCCGCCCGGCGUGAGGCGGCGGCAUGGCCUGCGGCUUUAAGGAGCCGUCGCUGGCAGCCGCGGCGCAGAGGAAGGAGGCCAAUCCCAAGCUGGAGCUGCCGGAGGAGCAGCAGCGGGAGAUCUGCGACGCUUUCGAGCUCUUCGACGCCGACGGCAGCGGCAGCAUCGAUGUCAAGGAGCUGAAGGUCGGGGUUUCCCUGGGGCUGGAAGCGGCCAUGAGGGCCCUGGGGUUGGAACCUAAGAAAGAAGAGAUGGAGAAAAUGAUCUCAGACAUCGAUAAGGAAGGGACAGGAAAAAUCAGCUUCAGUGGCUUCCUGGCAGUGGUGUCACAGAGAAUGGCUGAAAAAGAUUCCAAAGAGGAGAUUCUCAAAGCUUUCAAACUCUUUGAUGAGGAUGAGACUGGAAAAAUCUCUUUCCAAAACCUCAAGCGUGUGGCCAGAGUGCUGGGGGAGAGCAUCACUGAUGAAGAGCUGCAGGUUUGGACCCGGUGGUUUUGGGGUCUUUGUGCUGGAGCUGGGAGGAAAAUCCUGUCUGUGCUGCUAGGAAGGGAGGAAUUCCUGGAAUCUGUGGAUUUUGAGGUCAAGGGUGGGUCGAGCCCACAUGGAUGUAGGAAUGGGAUCACCCAGUUGCCCUUCUGUGCAGUAGCAGUGAUGUGAAAGGAAUGACUCUGCUCCAAGCACUUGGUUUCCCCCAGGACUUUUCCUAUAACAUUUCCUGAUCAGAUUUCUCUAUAAAUACACCCAGCAAAACAGAUUUCAGGAAAUAUUUUGUCUGAGCUUGAGCCAACACUGUCCCCUCCAGCACAGCUAAAGAGUGGCUGGAAUUCUGAAUGAAUAAACCCCAGACCUGAAUCCUGCCCCCAAAUCUCUUGCAGGAGAUGAUUGAUGAGGCAGAUCGGGAUGGGGAUGGGCAAGUGAGCGAGCAGGAAUUCCUGAGGCUCAUGAAGAAGACCGGCCUGUACUGAAGCCCAGUGGGAUUUAUUCCUUAGCACUUGUGUACACCCCUUAGGGAAUGGGAGCCUCACUUUUGUGCUGUCUUGAUUUCUUUGGAGGCAGCAGAAAAUACAGGUCAGUUCUGUUAGAAGUUUUUUGUGUAGAAUAUUUUUAAGUUUUAAAGGUGUUUGGGAGCAGUUUGCACCACUCUGUUUACAGGCAGCAACGUGGUUGCUGGUUAUGAUGUUUACACUGCUUUAAAUACACGAAUCACAUUUUUGGGACCAAAUUCAGAUCCUUUCCUGACUGAAAAAAUGGCCCAAAUGAUUUGGUUUGGUAAAGAGAUGACUCAGAACCAGACAGUGUCCAUCUAUUGCUCAGUGUAAAUCUGUUUUGGGUUUAUGUCUUGGUUUGGGCCCUACAGGGAACUCUUUUAAUGCCAUAUUUGCAGGAACCACCUUUUUAGAGCCUGUUUUAUGGGAUUAUCCCUUCCCCCUUUUUCUAGGGCAUUCUUUAAACUCAAAAUAAAAAUAAACUGCUGCAAUUUACCUUGUGUUCAGUUCACAUGGCUAAGGAAGUCUUUGCAGAAGGAAAUUCCCAGUGCUGCUGCUGAGAGCUCUGUGCUUGCAGGAAUGCUCAGAGGCUGCAGAUGGGAUUGGAUUUCAAAUAAAAUCUUAUUUUAAAGCCAUCAGA